UUUGCCCUACCCGACCGUGAUCCUGGCUGGCUUUAAAUUCGCUUUUUAUUUUCCGCAAAUAGUGGCGAACAGACCGGAUGCUUCAAACCCACGAUCCACUACUUGAAGGGCCCAAUGGGUUACGUCGGAUCGAGGCACUGUGGUUCACCUAUAUCAGGAGUACGUAGCAUUGAAGCUGGCACGUUCGAAACUACCAGCAAGCUUGGUAACUAUGGACAACUUCCACUGGCCAGAAACUGCAUCGUAUCUCAGAGAAUUAUUCAUCCACAAUUUGCAAGCUUCAUUGCCCAAAAAUACACAACUGCACCAAAAUUAACUGCCACAAGCUUCAUGCUAACGCCUGUACCACAGAUGAACCUGGUACGGUCAAUAGCCACGAGUCAACGUCAUUGUGCUCCAGUAACUGGUGAUCAUGUGCGUCUAUGGCAAGCCGAGCGAGUAGCUUCCGCUAUUUUAAUAGGACUUCUGCCUGCUUGCGUCGUGCUUGAGAAUCCAUUUGUCGACGUUACGUUGGCUGUCUUCAUGGUCAUGCACAGUCACUGGGGUUUGGAAGCAAUAGUAAUCGACUAUGCUCGUCCGAUAGUUGUGGGUAAUAUCUUCCCAAAAAUAGCUCACUUUGCACUGAAUCUUUUUUCUGCCGCUACACUAGCUGGUCUGCUAUUGCUAAUUUAUAAUGGUCCGGGAUUGGGAAAAACUGUCAAGAAUCUGUGGACUGUUGGCAAAAGUGAAGCUGGAAAAUAGACAAAAGAAAAAACAACAAUUACGCGUGUUCACGUUUUGUGUAAAGGAAGAAAACGCCAAUGUACGACUAUUGUUUUAAGUUAUUAGAAAUUAUAUAGUUGGUAAAAAAAACGUUACCAUCGAAUAAAUUAUUGUUUGCCAUGAUAAAUGAAUGUAGCUCAUUAUUUCAUACAUAAAGAAAAGAUUCGGUAAGUGUACUUGUAAGAUGUGGAAAACGUUGUUAUAAGUUGUUAUAAGUGAGUAUUUUGCUGUACAAAUUUCGUUUCAUGAAAUAUUGAAGAAUAACACUAGUUGUAAUGAGCUUCAAAUAGCAAUGAAGUAUUUCGGUAGUAAUCAUCGAUUUAAAUUGAAAAUAACGAAAGCAAUAAAAUGUUGAAUCAUUAUGCAUAGACAUCUGUAGCAAUUCCUUCUUCUUUUUCCUAGUGGCUACAAUUACCUAAUUCUUUGGAAACAAAGAGACAAUGCCACUAAGUCCACUGAAACUGAUCUGUUUACCUAUUUCUAAGACCCUGUGGUAAUAACUCAAUUUCACUGACUAUUAUGGUGGCUAUUUUUAUUAAAACAAUUCUAAAAAAGGAUUCACAAUGUAUGUAAUUCAUCAUAAAGUAGCACUACUUAAAUCUAGAUUUAGUACGAUGCAAAUACACUGCUCAAAUCUGUACAGCGAACGAGGACAGGUGAAUCUGAGCCUUACUCAGAUGAGACUUGAAAAAAUGCCAUAUCAUUCUAUUCCGAGCUGUGUCUUGCAGAAAUUCAUCGUUCAAUUUUUCGCAACAUCAAAUAAUUCAUAAAUGCUCAUUUUUGCACUCAGCUAUGCUGACAAUAUUUUGGCACUUUUUACAUUAUAUAUUUCUGGAAUGUAUAUACGCUGAUUAAAUUGAUAUUACCCCAAAUGAAUUUUUCAAAAUAAUUCUAAU
Molecule: messenger RNA, 1658 nt
Organism: Diprion similis
Lineage: Eukaryota; Metazoa; Arthropoda; Insecta; Hymenoptera; Diprionidae
Gene: SdhD
Product: succinate dehydrogenase [ubiquinone] cytochrome b small subunit, mitochondrial
Biological process (GO): tricarboxylic acid cycle; mitochondrial electron transport, succinate to ubiquinone
Cellular component (GO): membrane; mitochondrial envelope
Molecular function (GO): ubiquinone binding; heme binding
Source: RefSeq, a predicted model, not a curated record